Oncorhynchus masou masou (cherry salmon) is the source of this 6963-nucleotide messenger RNA. RefSeq names its product rapamycin-insensitive companion of mTOR-like. Gene Ontology annotation, biological process: TORC2 signaling; positive regulation of phosphatidylinositol 3-kinase/protein kinase B signal transduction. The record is from RefSeq and is a predicted model, not a curated record. Lineage: Eukaryota; Metazoa; Chordata; Actinopteri; Salmoniformes; Salmonidae. Gene Ontology annotation, molecular function: protein serine/threonine kinase activator activity. Gene Ontology annotation, cellular component: TORC2 complex.
GGUGCAGACAGAGAGCACAUAUGCAAAACACAUAAACCUAUAAUGUAUAUAUUUGCUGCAAAAAUAGUUUUCCUUUCAUGAGACAACUGUGGUUGGGCAAGAGGCAAUGAGUGCGGGAUUUCUCGCGAUAAUCCCGGUUGAUUCCGAUCCGGUUAGUGCUGAAUGAUUCUGGAAAGAUGGCGGUCAGCAUCCGAGGCCGUCCGAGCCGAAGCGUUCGGAUGCGAGGUCGGAAUGACAGUGGGGAGGAAAAUGUACCACUCGAUCUUUCCAGAGAUCCUUCAGACAACCUCCGGGAAAUCCUACAGAAUGUUGCCAAGCAACAAGGAGUCUCCAACAUGCGCAAACUCGGUCACCUGAACAACUUCAUAAAGCUUCUCUGCAAGGUCGGCCACUCAGAAGAGAAGCUUGGGUUUACACAUGAAGAGAUCAUCAUUUGUCUCCGGUUAGCACUGUUGAACGAGGCUAAGGAAGUGCGAGCUGCAGGGCUGAGGGCUCUACGCUACCUGAUCAGAGACAGCACUAUUCUCCAGAAGGUCCUCCGUCUUCAGGUGGACUACCUGAUCGCCAGGUGCAUAGACAUCCAGCAAAGCAAUGAGGUGGAGAGGACACAGGCUCUCAGGCUGGUGCGAAAGAUGAUCACUGUGAAUGCACUGCUCUUCCCCCCGUCUGUCACCAACUCCCUCAUUGCCGUGGGCAACGAUGGGCUACAGGAGCGAGACCGCAUGGUUCGCGCCUGUAUCGCCAUCAUCUGUGAACUUGCUGUGAAGAACCCUGUGGUGGUGGCCCAGAGGCGUGGUCUCAGCACCAUUCUGAAGAACGUGAUCGACUGUCAGCUGAGCCGCAUCAACGAGGCACUCAUCACUACCAUCCUACACCUCCUCAACCACCCACACACACGCCAGUAUGUGCACUCGGAUGUGGAGCUCGAGCAAAUCCUGGCCCCUUACACUGACUUCCACUACAGACACAAUGCAGACACGGCAGAGGGGCAGCUCAAGGAAGACAGGGAGGCUCGUUUCCUGGCAAGUAAAAUGUCCAUAGUUGCUUCCUUUCGCUCCUGGUCAGGCAUCAUUAACCUGUGCAAGUCAGGCAACUCUGGAAUCCAGUCUCUUAUUGGCCUGCUCUGUAUACCAAAUAUGGAAGUAAGGAAAGGCUUAUUAGAGGUGAUAUAUGAUAUAUUUCGGCUCCCCAUGCCGGUUGCGACUGCAGACUUUAUUGAAGCACUUAUCAGUGUGGACCCUAGCAGGUUCCAAGACAAUUGGAGGUUAUCAGAUGGCUUUGUGGCUUCUGAAGCAAAAGUUAUCCUUCCACAUCGAGCUCGAUCAAGGCCUGACCUAAUGGAUAAUUACCUGGCGUUGGUACUGUCUGCCUUCAUCAAGAGUGGACUUCUUGAGGGUCUUGUUGAGGUUAUCACAAGCACUGAUGACCCCAUCUCUGUGCGAGCCAUCAUUCUACUGGGAGAACUGCUUCACAUGGCCAACACCAUCCUCCCCCACUCCCACAGCCACCACCUGCACUGUCUACCCACACUCAUCAACAAGGCUGCCUCCUUUGACAUCGCCCAGGAGAAGAGACUACGGGCGAGUGCAGCGGUCAACUACCUGAAACGUUUCCACGAGAAGAAGAAGAGAGGACCCAAACCCAACAGCCUGUACCUGGACCACAUCAUUCGCAAAUCGAAGGCUUCACACUACUGUAGAGACCAGCACUUUAGACCACAGAGAGAUAUCUUUGUCAUUAAGGACACUGAGGAUGCUCUUAUGAUGAACCUGAGAGACAGCCACAUCCUCAACCACAAAGAGAACCUGGACUGGAACUGGGUUCUCAUCGCAACAAUAUUGAAGUGGCCAAACGUUAACCUGCGGAGCAAUAAAGAUGAACAAAUGCACAGGUUUGUGCGCAGGCUGCUGUUCUUCUAUAAGCCCAGCAGUAAGCUGUACUCCAGCCUGGAGCUGGACCACAGUAAGGCCAGGCAGCUCACUGUGGUAGGAUGUCAGUUCAUCGAGUUCCUCCUGGAGUCUGAGGAGGAUGGGCAGGCAUACCUGGAGGACCUGGUGAAGGACAUAGUCCAAUGGCUCUCCUCUUCCUCGGGGCUCAAGCCUGACCGCGGUCUCCAGAGCAACGGGUUGCUCACCACUCUCAGCCAGCACUACUUCCUGUUCCUGGGCACUCUUUCCUCACACCCGCACGGCGUCAAGAUGCUGGAGAAGUGCAGUGUCUUCCAGUGCCUGUUGAACAUCUGUACUCUGAAAAAUCAGGACCACCUGCUGAAACUCACUGUCUCCAUACUGGACUACAGCCGUGACGGGCUGUCCAGGGUCAUCCUGUCCAAGAUCCUCACUGCUGCCACUGACAACUGCAGGUUGUAUGCCACUAAACACCUGCGAGUGUUGCUUCGUGCCAAUGUGGAGUUCUUCAGUAACUGGGGCAUCGAGCUGCUGGUCACCCAGCUCCACGACCGCAACAAGACCAUCUCCAUGGAGGCGUUGGACAUACUGGACGAGGCCUGUGAGGACAAGGCAAACCUCCAUGCUCUAAUCCAGAUGAAGCCAGCUCUCACACACCUGGGGGACAAGGGUGUCCUGCUGCUGCUACGGUUCUUGUCCAUUCCAAAGGGCUUCUCCUACCUAAGUGAGAGGGGUUACGUCACCAAGCAGCUAGAGAAAUGGCAGAAGGACUAUAACCUGAAGUAUGUGGACAUGAUAGAGGAGCAGCUGAACGAGGCUCUCACCACAUACCGCAAGCCUGUCGAUGGAGACAACUAUGUACGCAGAAGUAACCAAAGGUUACAGAGGCCAAAUGUUUAUCUUCCUGUUCAUCUGUAUGGCCAGCUUGUCCAUGAUAAGACAGGCUGCCAUCUACUGGAAGUCCAGAAUGUGGUUCCUGACCUAAGCUACACUGUCCGUUCCCCAAUGCUGGACAAGUGGGAGGGCAUCAAACAGCUAAAGGCAGCACUUUGGGCCUUGGGUAACAUAGGGUCAUCAAACUGGGGGUUGAACCUCUUACAGGAGGAGGGGGUGAUCCCUGACAUAGUGGUUCUGGCCCAACACUGUGAGGUUCUCUCCAUCAGGGGGACGUGUCUGUACGUGUUGGGGCUGAUCUCAAAGACGCGUCAGGGCUGUGACAUGCUGAAGCAGCACGGCUGGGACGCUGUAAGACACAGCCGGCGGACGCUGUGGCCCGUUGUCCCAGACGACAUGGAGCCCUCCCCCAACCCGCCCAGCCUGCUGUCCUCUGUCCCCUCCACCCUCAGCCUCGCCUCUGACUCCACCAGCUCUAGACACAACAGUGAGAGUGACUCCACACAGCCCAGUAUGUACAUCAUGGACGAUGAGCGGCUGGAGAACUGUGACCUGUCGGACGAUCCUCCCAUGUACAUGAGACCCAAGUACAAGGACCGCAGCCCCUUCACCCUCCUGGCUUCCAGCCACUUCCGUAACCGCCUCCUCCACUCUCUGUCGCUCUCCGGGAAGAUGCUGCGCAGCACCAGCGACCCCAAGGGCACCACCAGGGACCACGGAGGAGGGAUGGAAGAGGAUCAGGGGCGCAAACGCACCGUUACUGAACCCAGCUACACCUUUGGAUCUUCAGAUGUCUUCCCAAUCUAUAAUGACGGCCACCUGCCCAAAAGCCCCUCUGUCAACCUAGAAACUUCCAUUGUGGGCAGCAAGACGCCUGAAAACCAGGGCAGCACACCCAACUUCGGUGAGGGAGAUGGGGAGGGGAGGCUGCCAGGCCGGUCAGUGGGGGUAGGAGGGUCAGGGCUGGGGGUGGGGGAGAACCAGAGAGAGCAGACUAGCCGAGAACGCCUGGCCGGGGAUGGCCCGUCCGGAGGGGGCGGGGGGGCUCAGUUUAAAUCGCGCAGUCAGAGCUUCAACACGGACACGACCACCAGCGGCAUCAGCUCUAUGAGUUCCAGCCCCUCCAGGGAGACCCUGCCCUCCACCAUCGACACGGACGGUGUCAGCCUCAACAGUGUGAUCAGCGCCCAGACCAUCCAGACCCUGACCUCCCUCACCCCCCAGCCCCACACCGCCCACCUCUCCUCCCUGUCCAAAUCUAGCUCUACCUCCCUGGUGCCCCCCGGCUCCUCCCACACUCCCCGCCGCGCCCAGUCUCUCAAGUCGCCUUCGUUGACCACCCUGAGCGGCCUGACGGACUGCAGCCUCAUGUACUCCAACUCCCGCGACGCGCUGGGCUACGCCACGCUGAAGUACGCCACUUCCUGUGACACGUACGCCAGUCAGCGUGAUGCGCUGGGCUAUGCUACUCUGAAGAGGCUGCAGCAGCAGAGGAUCCACUCGUCCCUGUCCCACAGCGAGGCUCUGGCCUCCCCAGCCAAAGACGUGCUCUUCACUGAUACCAUCACCAUGAAGACAGGCAGCCUGGACUCCAGACUCACCCCACGGCGGUUCCUGAAGGCUCUGAGUUUUGCCUCCCUGGACAAGGAGGAUCUGCUGAGCCCCAUCAGCCAGAACACUCUGCAGCGGUCCUCCUCAGUGAGAUCCAUGGUGUCCAGCGCCACCUACGGCAGCUCUGAUGACUUCAUCGGCCUGGCGCUGCCAGUGGACAUUAACAACAUGUUCCAGAUAAAAGAAACACCAUAUUUCCUGAAGAGGACCAGCCCUCCCUCUGAGGACAGAUCUGCCAAAUUCUUCUCUGGAGACUCAGAUGGGCCCAGCCCUCACUCCAGGCAUGCAGUGCUUCGCUCCCAGCUGAGCAUCACAGAGCUGAUGGGGGUGAGCCGGGCGGAGCAGCAGAAGUUGCUGGGCUCAGAGGAGACUGGUCUACAGGAACACAACGAUGACAACUGCCUCUACUGCACUGGGCUCUCUGUGCUCGGCUUCAGCGCUUCCAAUAGCAGCCCAGACUUGACAGAGGAACCCCCUUUCUCAGAAUGGUGCGGUCCGCCUGUGCAGAACCACCUGGAGGUCAUGGGCCAAACCAAACUGUCAGGGGUGUCCGGGUGCAGUGAUGCUGUGUCUCAGGGCUCCCCAGGAAGCACCCGCAGCACUGAACUGAUUUUGGGAGUGAAGUCCAUUCCAGAGGAAUCUCCAGCCGGCAGGGUUCUCCUCAGGAAGGAGGUCCUGCGUCUCGUGGUCAACCUCAGCUCCUCUGUGGGGAUCAAAGGCCACGAGACUAACCUGCUAACGAUCAAGGAGAAAUUCCCAUAUGCAUUCGAUGACAUCUGUCUCUAUUCUGAGGUGUCUUACCUGCUUGCCCACUGCAUGUUCCGUCUGUCCGCACGCCGCUUCAUCCAGGAGCUCUUUCAAGACGUGCCAUUCAUUCCGAUGUACGAAGAGGCAGAGGCCAUCCUCUCCAAGCCCCCAAAGAAUGGACCGGCCGACCCUCCCACUGAGCCCUGAGUCAACCCUACUGCCCUUCUGUCUCACAGCCUGUCAAACCCUGAGUCACCACUACUGAUCUUCCAGUCAACCACAACCCCUAAAGCCUGAAUCACACCCCACCCCCGGAACCUUCAGCUUACCCUCAAACCUCAACCCCCGGAACCUUCAGCUUACCCUCAAACCUCAACCCCCGGAACCUUCAUUUAACCCUCAACCCCCACCCCCGGAACCUUCAUUUAACACUCAAACCUCAAACCUUGGACUUCGUAGCCCUCAAACUUCAGUCAACCCACACCCCUGACGUGUGAGACAACCCUAACCCCUCAACCACAAACGCUUGAGUCACUACCAACCACAGCUCUGUAGGGCCUGAGUCACCUUCCACCCCCACAUCCUCCCUUACCUCUCCAUACCAGAGUGCACUCACUGUAUGUCCUCCUGGGAUUUGGACUAAAAUGAAAAUAUGGAGGGAAGAAAUAUGUUCUUCCUAUUGACUAAGUUUUAGAUAUGAUGGAUGAUAACGCAGGAUAAACAAAUAUUAUUAUUUUUUUUAUCUGAUCAAAUGAUGGCAGCCAGCUAUGAGUGUUUUUAACAGAGCUCAUUUUUGGGAAAUUCUUCACAAACUGAGCUUGGAUCACAAUCAAAUCCAAAUGACUUAAAAUGGUCCAUCAUUCCUGAGGGCUUCCUCAGUUAUUUUGAAUAUAUGACUGCAUCCCAACCACUGGUGUGAAAUACCACAGCAUGUUGUUUUUGGCUUGGCUUCUCCCAAAGUGGAUCCAUUGACUUUGACUAAAACACUAAAGAGUAGGGUUCCUCUGCAUAACACUAAAACCUCUCUGCAUCUGGAGAGAGGACCAUGCUAUUGUGAAAAUCAUUGCGCCUGAACAAAGAACAGUGAAGGAGAAUAGUGAUAAAUACUUUUGGUAUUGCUCUAUUUAAUGAUGGCAGAUACAGGUCAGCCAAAUGAUCAUCAUUCACUGGUGCAGUUUGGUGGUUGUCUCUCUUAUUUGUUGAUGUGCUAAAGAGGAAAUGUUCCUUCUUGCCCUUUGCUGGAUUUUGUUUUGUUAUUUUGUUUAGGACUUUGUUUGUCUGUGUUUUUAAGCGUUUAUAUUAAGAACUGAACAACUACAUGUAGGAGUGAAAUCUACCAAAACAUUGCCAUUGAACAUCUGUCUGUGCGUUUCAGCACAGAAGAGUUAUUAACGGUCAGUUACUCAACUGAUGAUUGAAACUACGGCUGCAUUUAUUUUUGUUUACGACCUAGAAAUUUAAACCCUAAAAUAAAAGUGCAGGGUUGAAACGAGAUUUGGUUCUCAUCAAAGUGGAGGAAGACCUGUAUGACUGCUACCCCUUCUGUCAUAAAUUUCUUCAGAACAUGGUUCAUGAAAACAGUCACUAUUUGAUGGCCAUGUAGAGUUGCUGCUUCAUUCCAGUCAUUCAGUAGCCAUUCCCAUCAGUUUCCAUUCAUUCCUGUCCGUUUCCAUUCCACAGUCAGAAGCCAUUCCCAUCAGUUUCCAUUCAUUCCUUUCCGUUUCCAUUCCACAGUCAGAAGCCAUUCCUGUCCGUUUCCAUUCCACAGUCAGAAGCCAUUCCCGUCAGUUUCCAUUCAUUCCUG